Messenger RNA from Oncorhynchus keta (chum salmon), 2293 nucleotides. RefSeq names its product zinc finger protein 501-like. The transcript is spliced from 4 exons. Bases 28 to 1488 code for a protein of 486 amino acids. The record is from RefSeq and is a predicted model, not a curated record. NCBI's taxonomy places the organism in Eukaryota, Metazoa, Chordata, Actinopteri, Salmoniformes, Salmonidae.
CUUGCUAAUGAAGAGGGUGUCUGCUGUAUGGAGAAAGAAUCUUUCAGAAUGAAAAAGGAGGAAGAGGAGGCUGUUAUAGUGAAAGAAGAGAAAGAACCGUUUAGAGAGGAAGAUGAUGCUAUCUCAAUAAAGGUGAAGGAGGAAGACGUUUUGGGGGUGAAAGAGGAAGAGACGGAAUAUCAGAUUAACACCAGAGAGAGACAUGACUAUCGUGGAUCCUCUGGGGAGCCUCAACAGCAUCCUGAUGCUGACGAGGAAGAGAAGAGUCUCUCCAGAUCAGAACACCAGAUGGACAACGCUAGCCCCUCCUCCCUCCCGGAGUCCCCGUGUCGUGCCUCUCCUGGUAGCACGUUACUGCUGGGUAUGAAGAGGUUGUCUGUGCUGCUGGUGGACUGCAGGAAAACAACGGGGCUGAGUGGAACUGUGAGAGGAGGAGAAGAGAGGAAAGGAUCAGAUUUGACUCAUCAAAGAGAAAGGCCAGACUCAGAGGAACCAGAGCCAGGGACGUCCAAACCAGCAAGACGACACCAGUGCUCCCAGUGUGAAAAGAGUUUUAAACAGAAAGCACAUCUGAAAACACAUAAGAGAAUACACACAGGGGAGAAGCCUUACCACUGCUCCCAGUGUGGACAGUGUUUCAACCAGAAAGCACACCUGAAACAACACGAGAGGAUGCACACAGGGGAGAAGCCUUACCACUGUUCCCAGUGUGGAAAGGGUUUCAACCAGUCAGGGGCGCUGAAACAACAUGAGAGAAUACACACAGGAGAGAAGCCUUACCACUGCUCCCAAUGUGGAAAGUGUUUUGGCCGUUCGGGGGAGCUGAAGCUACAUGAGAGAAUACACACAGGAGAGAAGCCUUACCACUGCUCCCAUUGUGGAAAGUGUUUCGUCAGUUUGGGGGAGCUGAAACAACACGAGAGAAUACACACAGGAGAGAAGCCUUACCACUGCUUCCAAUGUGGAAGGUGUUUCAAACAGUCGGGGGCGCUGAAACAACAUGAGAUAAUGCACACAGGAGAGAAGCCUUACCACUGCUCCCAAUGUGGAAAGUGUUUCGGCCGUUCGGGGGAGCUGAAACUACAUGAGAGAAUACACACAGGAGAGAAGCCUUACCGCUGCUUCCAAUGUGGAAGGUGUUUCAACCAGUCUGGGGCGCUGAAACAACAUGAGAGAAUACACACAGGAGAGAAGCCUUACCACUGCUCCCAAUGUGGAAAGUGUUUCAACCAUUCGGGGAUGCUGAAACUACAUGAGAGAAUACACACAGGAGAGAAGCCUUACCACUGCUCCCAGUGUGGAAAGUGUUUCAACCGGAUAGGAAACCUGAAACAACAUGAGAGAAUACACACAGGGCAGAAGCCUUACCACUGCUCCCAAUGUGGAAAGUGUUUCGGCCGUUCGGGGGAGCUGAAACAACAUGAGAGAAUACACACAGGAGAGAACCCUUACCACUCCUCCCAGGGUGCAAAGCUUUUGCCCAUUUAGGAAGCCUGAAAGAACACAUUAGACUACACACAGAGAAGAAGGCUUAGAAAAGCUCAGACUGGGAAAACAUAUUACUCAUAACAGUCAUUUAAACGUCAUUAGAGAAUCCACACAGGAGAGAGAAAUUACUUCUCUUAGCGUGUAUAUUGAUAUACAUCACAUUGACUUAAAAUUAAUCAGAGAACAUACACAAUGCUCCCGUUGUCUUAUAUUGUUGACUGACAAUGUGUUUACCUGUCUUUACCAGAUGAAAUUAAAUGGUACAGGGUAUACUCAAACAUAUAUUUGUUUGUUUUUAUUAGAAAACAUGAAUUGAAUAUGGAGUCUAUCAGUUUGAAUAUAAAGAAGAUCAGGUUCCUUCUUUUAAACUGUCCUUUUUUAAAACUCUUUGUGUGUGUUUAUCUGGGUGUGUCAUUCCUCCAGCACUACAGAUAAUCAAGUGAUAUUUGGAUGUGAUGCAUUUGUUCCAUUGUUGACAUUUGCAUUGUUGGACCACUGAGGAUUUAAUGAAAUGAAAAUGUUCAGACUCUGUAAUGGAAAAUGUUAAUUGUUUGUGUGUCCACAUAACUGAGUAUGUGACUAACCUUGUGAAACUGUCCUAUUAUAAGCUCCUGUUCUUGGGACUAUCAUCCUGUGUUGCAAACCAAUUUGCACCUGUGUCCUUGUAUGAAUAAAGUCCCACCCAGGAACAGGAAACUAUAAAGAUAUUUGCUAAUCACUCAAUGCUUCAGGAAUUCAGACUGUCUACACUGCGCUGUGUAACUGUUAUUCUCUCUGAGCUCAGAAAUAAAGAAUCUUGGUUUGA